AGAUAUCAGUGUUGAUGCUUCUCAACUUUCUGAAGUCUCCUUUUCUUCUGGAGAAACAGCUCGGAUCUUCUGUAAACAUGGAGUCUCUAAUUAUAAUGUGGUCUUCUGGUACAAGCAAACCCAAGAUGCAGCCCCUUCCUUCGUCAUCCACAGUUACUCUAAAACUGAGAAGAAAGAACGGCUGGAGAUGGACACUGACAAAGGCAACCUGUCUACAGAGCUGUCCAUCAGCAAGGUGGAGAUGGGGGACGCCGGGAUCUACCAUUGUGCUGCAA
Molecule: messenger RNA, 275 nt
Organism: Podarcis lilfordi (Lilford's wall lizard)
Lineage: Eukaryota; Metazoa; Chordata; Lepidosauria; Squamata; Lacertidae
Source: the annotation of a GenBank genome assembly